Messenger RNA from Biomphalaria glabrata, 3755 nucleotides. Its product is annotated as mitochondrial potassium channel-like. Lineage: Eukaryota; Metazoa; Mollusca; Gastropoda; Planorbidae. The coding region runs from base 378 to 1574 and encodes 398 amino acids. The record is from RefSeq and is a predicted model, not a curated record. The transcript has 2 exons.
GUAGGAUUGGCAUUUUCCAUUUUGAAUGACACCCCAAAAUGACAAUUUUUGUCUAUAUAUUUCAUGAGAUUUGUAUGAGUUUUCAAAAGAUUUUAAGAAGUUCCGGAUAUUUCCAGGACUUUUUCGUAUAUUUUGCAAUUUCAGGAGAUUUCCAGGAGCUCCUGAUAAAUCGACAGCUGUUAUAAGUUAUGAAAUGGUUUAAUUUAAUAAUUUAGCCUAUACACCUAGAAUUAGUCCUAUGAAAGUGCGGGCCGGCCCUGCAAAAUAGUGGCGUAUGCUACGCCGCCGGUUGACUAGUGAGUAUAAAACAGAUUUAUAUAUAGAUAUAGAUCUAGGUAGCUCGAUCAUUGUUGUUUUUCUUUUCAUAAGAUUUCAAAAUGGCCGCGCCUAUAGGUGGGUUUUCCAAACAAUAUUUGCCUUAUUUGGUCAAGUCCAAGUACAUGUCAACUAGAUCUAGAUCUAUUUUGCUAAAGCGUCACACAAUACCCACAAAAAUAAAUUUGAAACAACUUUCUGGAUACAGAUUUAGAUCUCAUAAUCCACGAAAAUUUGUAAUUAAUGGAAGGUUUAUACAGGGGCUAACUUCAAAAUUUUAUUUUUCAUCGGAAACUAGCGGACCCACUAGCGCUAAUGCCGCUAUUAAUAUUAUUCCACAAGAAAGGUCAAGUCAAUAUGGAUUUGCUGCAAUCAAUCGCAUUAUGAUGAUGUAUGAAGACUUUGUGGGGCUGACAGAAGUUAAACAAGCUCAAGAAAAAGUAGUUAAUGCUGAGCAGAAGUUUUUACAAGUACAAGAAGAUAGACGAAAUAUGCAGCAAGAACUCCUUACUGUUCAGGCAGAAGUAAGAAAAGUCGCAGCUGAGCUUGAGAAAACAAGCAGAACAGAUUCUCGUUACAUUGACUUAGUCAAAAAGGAGCAUGAAAUUCUUCUAAUUGAAAAAGAAAUGACAAAUAAGAUCAAAAUAUUGGACAAAGCAGAAAGGGAUUUCUUUUCUUUGCUGAGUGCAGCUUUACGAGAGAGUCAUGAGAAAGAAAGGUCAAGGGCAGAGAAAACUAAAUACUGGUCAAUAAUUGGGUCUGUCAUAGGUGCCAUCAUCGGCAUUGCUGGGUCCACUUUCAACAAUUUUAAAAGAAUGAAAGAGUUAAGAGCCAUUGUGACAGAGAAUGUGGAAAGUACAUCAGAAUACAAAAAGGUGGCUGAUGAUCUUAUCAAGACAUUAGCACUUCAACAAGCUCAAAUAGAACAUGCAAUCCCUGAAUGGGACAUUACAGAGCCUGUCAAUCCAUUCUACAUAAAUCAACAACUUUUAAAUGGACAUUCAGAAGCUAUUAUAGCUCAUUUCAACAGACAGACCAACACACUCAUUUCUCAGUUGAAAGACAUUGAGAAGGUUUUAUCAUUGAAUCAAGCCACUUCUAAUAAUAGUAACAUUGUUUAUGUUGGUCCAGAAGUAGAAAGCAUGUUUCUAAAGACUGAACACAGAUUAGAAACACUUUAUAAGAAAAAUGUUUAUAUGACUACUGCAGCUAUAGCGAUAGGUAUAUUUAUUUUAAGUAUUUUCAUGAGGGGCUCAUAAUACUAAAACAAUAUGGCUUUUUGAAAAGAUUGUUUUUAAAUAUCUUGUUAUAUAUUCAUUUUGAGUUUUUUUUUUGGGCCAUUGAAAUGGUAGUGUUAAAAUGAAGUUGUAAACUAAACAAUUUACUAUCUGACGAGGGGCACAAAGUAAGUGGGAAGACUUAAUCUUUGUGAUUGAUUUCAGAAUUCAUUCUAUAGUUUCUUGCUGAACAAGUAAGAGAUCAAUUAUUAAUGUUAAUUUUUUUUUAUUAAAGACUUAUUAUUUUAUAACUUAAAUAAGAAAAUAUUUUCAAAAAAAAACAACAACACCUCCUUUUUACAACUGAUAGUUUUAUUAUUAUUAAUUAUUUUGCUCUUAAGAACUAAUGAAUGUUAGAAUUUACAAAAACUUAAAAUUUGUACUUCCCUCAUUUCCUUCCCCCCACCCACAAGGAACAAAAUCCAGAUUAAGCAAAAUCAUAAACUACUAGACUGAAUAAUCUAAUGAUAAGCCUCUCUCUUGAAAUCCUACUAAAAACAGAUGCUGAUCAAGAAAAAAUGGAGGCAUUUGGUAAUGUGAACUGUCAGAAUAUCCUACUAUGAAAGUCAAGGGACGAGAUGUGGAUAAGUUUUAGAUCUAGACAAAAUGUUCUUGAACAUUCAUUUGUUAAACUCUUUACAUGCAGUCUGUUCAAGAUAAAUAUUUUCUAUUCCUGUAGCCAAAUUUAAAUUAAUUUUUUUUUUAUACUUUGAAAAAUUAUAACUGUCAAUCGAGAGAUUUCCCAUUUACAUCAAGUGUAAAAUUUCUAGGAAGAUUGUUCGAGAACCAUUUACACUCACCCAGGUUUUGCCCACCCAUUCCGAAAGUGCGACUAGAAUACAGGUAUUAUAAUAAAAAAAUUGAUAACAGCAUUAGUAAAAGUUUACAGUAAUGUUAGAGUUCACUUAAUGUAACACUAACAUGUUCUUACAAAUUUGACAGUUCUGUAUAUCUUUGGGAAAAUAAUUACUAGCUAAUUUGCCACACUGUGAAAACUUUGGUUUAACUAUUAUAAAUUUUAAAAAUAUAAUAAUCUAAUAAUUAAAUUUGGUCCGGAGUUCUCUACUAGACAAUCUUUAUCUUGAACACGCCAGCUGGUAUUCGCACAUAUUCAUCAAAGAAUUAAAUAAAUAAAUUUUGCUGCAAAGUCUUCUAAGUCUGAAUCUAAAGGCACAUCACCAAGCUAGAAUCUUCUAUAGUAUUCUAUGCUCCUUUGUUUUCAUAUCUAGUAUUCAUUGAUUAUAAAGAGCAAAGUAAUCUCUUUUACAAAAUGUUAUUAGCUUUAUAAAGGAGGAAUAGUCUUUUUAAAAGAAAAAACUUUUUUUUGUUACUGUUUCUUCUAAAGCCUCAACAUGACUUUGCCUGGACCCAUUUAUCUGUUUACAGUCCUCUUAGGCACAAGGUGACAGUUUACAUCUAGUUGUGACAUUCUUACUUGAGAUCCACAAUUUAUUCAUCGUUUUACCAUUUCUUUAAUCUGCCUCUGAUUUUCCUGUUUCAGUAGGAAGUUGUGACUAGGUCAUACCACCUGAGUUAAUUAAAAAAAAAAAAACUAUGGCUAAAGAAGUUUAUCAUUGACAAACUGAUAGUGGUAAUCAAACUGAUUUAAAUACAUUAUUAUUUAUAUUAUGAUUUGAACUAGAGUUUUUUUUUUACAAAGUCUAAUUUAUCUAGCUCUUGUUAUAUAAUGUUAAUAUUUAUACAUUUAAUAAUUGAUAGAUUUUAGGUUUAUUGUUAGUUCAAAAAUUUUUUGUCUACAAGACAUUUAUGGUUUAAUUUGUAUUUUAAUGUAUCCUUAUACUUUGUUGUCCUGUGUCCUGGACUGUUGGCAUAGUGUAGCUUUUUUUUGUGUGUGUUAUCCUUAAGACUGUAUGUGACAUUACAGUAAAAGUGUCAUGAUUAUUUCUCAAAUAAUGCUUUGUUAUUAUGAUUUAUACUUUUUUUUUAAAAUUGUAGCACUCAAAAGUUAUUACCCCAAUUUUUUUACAAUUUAAUAUGUGUCCAUCAAGUCUUUCAACCAUUUCACAGCAUUGAAGAAUCUGUUUGUUUUCUUUCUAUUAUGUCAUUUUUUAUGCAAUGUAUUUUAUAUAUUUAAUAUUUUUAAAGAUUUUGUUUAAAAACUGCUUUGAUAUGAAUGAUAAUAAAUAAAAUAGCUAGAAGGUA